UGAACUACUGUGCGGCUGUGCGUUCAGAAAUUAAUUUCGUUAAAGUGCCAAUUAUCAUAUCCUGAGCAAGUGCUUCGCGUAUCGCAGGAGCAGUCACAAAACAGAAAAACGAAAAUAACGCAUUAAACAGACAAUUACUUUGCUCACAAUGGCCGAUGAUCCAGUAAAUCAACAACAGUUUGCCGAAGAUGUGGCAGCACUUGCCGCCGCUGGUUCUGGUGAUAAUCUUGGUAAUCCGUAUGGCAAUCUUGGUGACCCUAAAGGCAAUUUUAAAAUGCCUAGUGUUGAUGAGGUUUGGAAAUUGAUCCAACAGAUGGAGGGUAUAAGCGACGAGGAAAAGGAAAAUUUAAAGGAGAAUCUUUACAAUCCACAAGAAGGCACAGCUGAGGAUUUUAUGCGCCGCUAUGCUGAGCCCGGCCCCGCGCAUUCCUCCUGGGAUUAUAUGAUCUUCUUUGCAAUGAUUGCGCUUAUUUUGCUCGUUUUUGCGCUCUUCGGCUACAAACUAUACAAGUCGCUAAUGGAGAAGGAACUGAAAAAGCAAGAGAAAUUAAAAACCAAACAAGCCAAAAAGUUAAAAAAGACAAAUUAAAGUAGACAAUUUUAAUUCAUAUAUUUACACUAAAGUUACGAAUAUAACAUUCUAAACUGGAAUAUGCCAAUUUUUCUUCACGACGAUGCUAAUUGCGUUGUAUCUUGAUGAUAUGUAGAUGAAAUCAAAUUUAUGUAUGGCAAUUGAGCGCAAUUAAUAUUUAAUACCGUAAGUUGUAGCGUGUUUUAAAAACUUAUAAUGCAAUAUCUAUACAAAAGCUCUAUACACCAAAUCAAAGGCAUAUGUACGUAAAUUUACGGAUACAUACAAAUAUAUAUAUACAAAUGAAGUUGGAUGUAGUUCAAUAAAUAUAUAAUAUAUACAAAUAAUCAAAAA
This is a messenger RNA of Anastrepha obliqua, 925 nucleotides long. RefSeq lists its product as uncharacterized. Lineage: Eukaryota; Metazoa; Arthropoda; Insecta; Diptera; Tephritidae. The coding region runs from base 149 to 589 and encodes 146 amino acids. The transcript is spliced from 3 exons. The record is from RefSeq and is a predicted model, not a curated record.